Molecule: messenger RNA, 4128 nt
Organism: Notechis scutatus (mainland tiger snake)
Lineage: Eukaryota; Metazoa; Chordata; Lepidosauria; Squamata; Elapidae
Source: RefSeq, a predicted model, not a curated record
UGUGGCCUGCUUUUGAAUUUCUCCCCUCAUCGAGUCUGAAGCCCCAAGGGGCACUGCUGAUUCCUUGGGAAGAUGUCCCUGUCCUCCGUGUACGAGCACAAAUUUGCUGAGAAGCUGACAAUUCUUAAUGACAGGGGCAAGGGGGUGCUCAUCCGCAUAUAUAACAUCAAGAAGACAUGCACGGAUUCCCAGACCAGGCUUCCUUUCCUUACGGAGAAGGCAAUGGAGUCCUCUAUCAAAUAUAUCAACAAAAAGUUUCCCAAUUUGGACACACGGAGCAGCACGCAACACUUGGGUCCGGUACACAAAGAGAAAGCAGAUAUUUUUCGGACAGUCACUGCCUAUUAUCAGACCUUUGUGGAUGUAAUGGAAUUCCGGGACCAUGUUUAUGAACUGCUGAAUACCAUAGAUGCAAGCCAGUGCUACUUGGACAUCAAUGUGAAUUAUGAUUUCACCAAGAACUACCUGGACCUGAUUGUCACCUAUGUUUCUGUCAUUGUACUUCUUUCCCGUAUUGAUGAUCGUAAAGUCCUGAUUGGUUUGCAUCACUGCACCCAUGAAAUGAUCCAUGGAAUCAGUGAUUCUAGCUUCCGUCGAUUGGGUCAGAUGAUCAUUGAGUACGAAAAUCCCUUGCGCAAACUGCUGGAGGAGUUUGGACCUCAUACCAAGACUGUGAGCCAUGCACUUCUUUCACUCCACUUCCUGUUUGUCCGUCGAAACCAUUCCGCUGACCAGUGGCGAGCUGACCAGCUCUUCAGUUUGAUCAGCAAUCCUGCCAACAUGCUGUCUCCUGCCAGUUCAGACACUAUGGCCUGUGAAUACCUUUCAUGGGAGGUUCUCGAGCGAUGGAUUGUGAUGGGGUUCUUGCUUUGCCACAGUUGCCUGGGCUCCACCCAGAACUGCCUGGAACUUUGGCGGAUGGCUCUUCGUGGCUCACUCUACAUCACACUGAUACGAGAUGAAGUGCUUUCUAUUCACAAGGUGACAGAAGAGGCCUUUAGCAGCAUUAAAGGCUAUGGGAAACGUAUCACUGAUAUUAAAGAUUGUAAAGAGCAUGCUCUACAACAAAGUGGACAAUUACAUCGAGGCCGGCGUAAUUUCCUGAGGAAUGCUGUGCGGGAGAUGGAGGCUAUUCUGGCCAAUGAACCUGGACUGCUGGGCCCCAAGGCAAUUUAUGUCUUCAUGGCUCUGUCAUUCUGCCGGGAUGAGGUUGCCUGGCUGUGCAGACAUAGUGAGCACAAAGGCAAGAACCAAGAGGAAUUCACUGACAGGUAUGCAUACACCAGUGUCACUAAGGCUCCAUUACAACUGCGGGAGAAUCAUGAUCUUGCCAAGGUGAUGAACCUCAUUGUCUUUCAUACUAAGAUGCUAGACUCUCUGGAAGAGCUCAUAGUGGAGACAUCCGAUCUCUCCUUCUUUGGUUUCCACAUGCGUCAUUUGGAGAAGUUAUUUGCUGCCUCCCUAGAGGAACCAUCCAUGUUGCGUUAUGUCAUUGUCUUCCCACUUCUGUGUGCUGAUUUCAUCAAUGCAAUCCAUCCAAUGUGCCCCGAGGAGUAUCCGCAUCUGCGCACCUGUGCCUUGGCCCUAUGCAACAACUUCCUGGAAGAGAUUGCAAAGCAGACUUCGAACUGCAUCCUUGAUGCUUGUGCUGAACAAUGUAAUCUGAGCGAGCAACUCUUACCCAAGCACUGUGCACCCACCAUCAGCAAGGCCCGAACCAAGAGGGCUCAAAAAAAAACUUCCAAAAAGUUAGAGCCAGAAAGGGAUAAACCUGGAGCAGAGAGCAUCCGGAAGAACCGCAGUCUGGUUACAAAUCUAGACAAGUUGCAUCUGACCCUGUCUGAGCUUUGCUGGACCAUAAACCAAGCAAACAGCAUUGUUGUCUUUGAGCAUAUAGUAACUCCAGUGGAGUAUCUCAGUAGCCAGCUGGAGAUCCGACUCAGCAGAUGUUUGGCGCGACUGGUAAAACCAAACCCAGAUUCUCCAGAGAUAGUGCGUCCCACAGAAGUAUUAGCAGGCGUGCAGGCCUAUGCUACUUUCCUGGUGUCCCUGAUGCAUCGUGUGGGAGUGGAUACUUCGCGCGUCCUCCGUGGAGUGCUCCUGCAGCACACCCAGCCACUGGAUGCAAGUGGGGAGCAGACCAUCACCACGCUCUAUACCAACUGGUAUCUGGAGUCACUUCUACGCCAGACAAGCAUGGGAUCCAUUGUCCUUUCGCCUUUAAUGCAAGCCUUUGUCAGUGUUCCCAAAGAAGGGGAACAGAUCUUCAGUGCUGAAGAAUUUUGUGAUGUCCUAGAAAUGAGAGCAUUGGCUGAACUCCUUGGUCCUUAUGGAAUGAAGUUCCUAAGUGAUAACCUCAUGUGGCAUGUCACCUCACAGAUGGUAGAGCUAAAGGAACUUGUGACUGAGAAUAUGGAUGUUUUGGUUCAGAUCAGAUCCAACUACUGCCAUCCAGAGCAGAUGGCAACGUUAAUGCCCCGCCUAUCAGGCAUAGAUAAUGUUCUAAAAAGGAUGACAAUUAUUGGGGAGAUUCUGUGGUUCCGAUCAAUGGCACAGGAGGGACUUCAGGAGGUUUUCAGCAACCAUUGCCCUUUCCUGAUGGGACCCAUUCAGUAUCUGAAAGAAUUUGUCAACCCUGAGAUGGACAUAAAGGUGACUUUGAGCAUCUUUGAACUGGCCACAGCUGCAGGACUCACCUGUGACAUCGACCCAGCCCUGGUCUCUGCACUCUCCAACCUGAAGAAAGGUAAGGAUACAGCUUACUAACUGGCUUGCCCCAUUAAGAUAAAAGUGUAGGGCUGCAGCAUGCCUUCCUUAACUACAAUUCCUUCCUCCUACCAUUCUAUCAGUGGCCCCAAAGACAGUUAUAGGAACAAUACCCACUGCCUUGCCAAAGCUAUCAUCCAGGUGUCGGCUGCCCUCUUCACCAUCUACAACAAAAAUAUUGAGAGCCAUCUCAAGGAAUUUCUGGUUCUGGCUUCUGCUAGCAUCUCACAGGGAGGGCAAGAAGUUGACCGGAUGAAAGCCAAGAACUGGGAGUCCAUCUCAUUGCUCCUGUACUUGCUUGUGGAAGAGUCAUCCUUCUUGACCGUUGAUAUGCUGGAAACCUGCUUCCCUUAUGUGCUGCUGCGAAAUGCUUACCGUGAAAUCUCCCGAAACUCACUUAUGAGUCGUCUCCCUGCACAUUGAAAAGCCUUGCCUUCUGGCCAUCCACCCGGAUUGCCAGCUCAUCAAUUAGAAUAUUUGGCAGGAGUGGAUAGGAAGGAUAAUGGAUACUUUGUCUCUUUGAUCCUUCAACUUAUUGUCUAAAGAGAACCAGCUUCUUGAGUGCUUAGCUAAUAUUUGAUGGCCUUUGUUUUGGCCAGUAUAUUACUACUAGUCUAAAUUGUAUAACCAUUUGAUAGUUGCCAUCAAAGUUUUCUGGGUAUUUUAUUGGUAAAAUGAGCUAUGUUUUACCAGUUGCAGCUUUUGUGGCCUUUUAAAAAUGUCUGCUUGGAUUGACAAACCCCCAAAUAAACCCCAAAAUGUUCACUCUAGGGAGAAAGAAUAAGUGUAAAUAUUUUUCAACGUGCAUUAAUUCUUUCAAUUCACCAAUUAGGUUGUAAGCUUCUUAGUGUAGGCACCAAUUUUGUAAAAAAUAUAUUCUGCACAUAAAGUUAUAAAUGAAUGAUUAUAGUAAUCACUCCUGGAAAAGAAACAGCCAACAAUCUUGUAUUCCACAGAAAAUUUAAUCAGCCUGAUUGUUUUUGUCUUUUUUCACUUGAAAACAAUCAUAGGAAUUGUCAACAAGGAAUAGGGAAGACAUUCCUUAUACUAUCUACCCCUUAUGUCCUUUCCAGUCAGAAUAGCAAUUGAUGCACUGGUUUGAGAUGGAUGCUAUAGCCCAAAGCAUUAAGACUGAACUAAUGAUAGGGAAUAAUAAGUUAGGUUUAUACUUGCUAAGCCAUGGUUUCUUUCACAAACCAUCAUAGCUGAAUCAGACAAAACUAAGAGCCUUGACAGAAGGAUGAUCCUUUAGUCAUGCUUGAUAUCUUGGGAUAAUAAUAAAAUUGAAUCUAUCCUCAAAUUUCUUCAUCUCUUUCUUCUCCUGGCCUAAUAACACCUAGAAAAGCACACAACUUGCCCCAC